Messenger RNA from Vollenhovia emeryi, 1083 nucleotides. RefSeq lists its product as uncharacterized. The record is from RefSeq and is a predicted model, not a curated record. The transcript has a single exon. NCBI's taxonomy places the organism in Eukaryota, Metazoa, Arthropoda, Insecta, Hymenoptera, Formicidae. Gene Ontology annotation, biological process: sensory perception of taste. Bases 1 to 1083 code for a protein of 360 amino acids. Gene Ontology annotation, cellular component: membrane.
AUGUUCAAGUUGUCAUCGAAUUUCCGUGAAAAACUCGAAGGCAAACAGAAAAAGGAAAAAUGGCAAUUAUUCAACGCCACAGACUUUCAAUCCCUGAUGUAUCCUUGCUUCACUUUCUGUCGUAUUCUUGGAAUAUUUUCAUACAAUAUCAACGCUUCAACUUUCAAAACUUCAAAACAACGUUACAUUCUGUCAACUGUCAUUACUUGCGCUUCUGGUAUUUACGCACUAAUAACGCUGUUCGACUUUUCCUUAUUUGGAAAAACAUUUAAUAUGUUCAAUUUACCUGGGAUUCUUGUGAACAGCUGCAACCGUAUGUUUGGUAUUUUCAUAAUAAUCGUCACGUUCAUUCUAAGCGGUUCACGAAUGCGUUUGCUUCAGAUUAUAUUGAAGAUUUCCUCAAGACUACCAUCAGAAUCCUAUCGAAAGCUAUCUAGACUAAUUCACACUAAGGAUAUCAUCGGUUCUCUUUAUCUACUUGGGCACAUAUUUGUGCUUAUUCUCAAGUCGGAUGAACCAAUGGUUGUACAAUUGGAAUUUUUAAUUCAAAUCUAUAUCUAUCUAGUGGUAUUUCAGAUGGAUAUGUUGUACAUGAAUUGUGUUUGUGUAUUAAGAGCGUGUUUUAAAAGAAUCAAUGACAAUCUAGCGUACAUGAAAAGAGUCCUAGCAAAUAAUGAGCCACAUAUUUCUAGACUGAAUUAUCAUGACCAAGAAAAUCAUUUUUUGAUCAUGGAGCUCAAAGCUCUGAAGAAGCACCAUUUGGUGAUCAAUGAUACAGUGCAGAUGCUGAAUACGAUCUUCAGUUUACAGUUACUUGCUACAAUAGUCAUAACUUUCUGUGAUAUCACUGGCCAUCUGUACUAUUAUAUAUUAUUGAGAAAACGUUUUUUCGAAAACUACACUUUGGACAAUACACUGUAUCACGUAUAUUUUUCUUCAAAGAUGGUAUAUGACUUUACAAAAAUAGCUUUGGUAGUGUGGGCCUGUGAAACGGGCAAUAGUCAAAGUUUACAAAUCAGUACUUCUAUCUACGAUGUAUUUAAUAACACCGCCGACCAGCAAAUAAAAAAUGAGGUAGUAUAA